AUGAGUGGCCCUCGUCCCAAGUUGACUCGACGGAGAGGUGCAUGUGACGAGUGCCGUCUGAAAAAGCGGAACGAAUCUCUUUGCGAAUACAACAUACAUCGCUCACGACGUCCUAUGCAAGAGAAGAGUAUCCAGAGCCGAGGCGAGCACAUAUCCACACCGACACAGACAUACGCUGUAAACGGCAGCAUGAUACCUGAUUCAUCGUACCUAGAUCACUCUUAUGGGGUUGGGGUUGGUCGGGAUGCUGAGGGCUCAGCAAAUGCUUUGAACACGCCGUUUAGCGAGGUGUGUUUCUCGCAACUGGUGUCCGAUAGCGCGCGCUCGUAUCUGGAUCUUGAUUUCGCAGACGAAACGGCAUCGGGCACCAGUCAAGCCAAGAACACAGAGCCGGAUUAUCAAGCCAGCGGUCUACAGAAUCAAAUGUCGUGCAAUAGCUCCAUAAACAACACAACCAUGCUGGAUUGGCUGGAAUUGGGCUACGACGAAAACCUGCGUCAGCAUAGUACCGCUCAGCCCUGUGGCUUGCUAGGAACUGAGGUAGAUAGCGGCAGCGCUAAGUGUACACUAUCGCUGCUCUCGGAACGAAUGGUAGCCGAUAAAGCAGAGACAAAGCCAUUCCUAAACCGUAGAACGUGCGACCUCACUGUCCUUUUCAAAAACGGAUAUCGAGGAAGCCGUAAACAACAGGCAGUAUGGGGGAAGGUUGAAGUAUUACUGUCGUCAAAUCAUCAGGCUUGUAUCUCUGACCUCUUGCGCAAGAUUGACUCUGGUGGAGAACACCAGAGCUUAGACCUCACCAGUCUCCCUGUAGAGAAGCUUGUUCAGAGGGCGUUCAGAGAGCUAGGAGGCUUGAAUCUGUUCAUCAAAGAACAAGACGUUACGCACAUACAAGAGCGGUUUUUUGACCCGGAAAAGCUACCUAUAGAUGUCAGCGAUAUGUCUUUGCUAAUCACGUCAUUGGCUUGGGGGGCUUUGUUAGACCCCGAACUUCAACGUUGCUACUUCGCCAGCAUGGUAGUGUCCCUCUGUCUUGCCGAAAAAACAGGAUCCAGCAAUCUGCCUGCGCUUAUACUUGGCAGCAUUACGACUGCGGCCUCGUUGAGUCUUCAUCUGGAACUUGUCCUACGCAGGUUCUGUGUUAGCGACGAGCAAGCCAUUCAGGCCGAACGAGCCAUGUGGGUGCUCUAUUGCAUUGAUAAGUCCUAUGCAUUGAGAUGGCAAACCUUCUCCCUAGUCGGUGACGGCUCCCUUCCGACUCUGGACAAGCCCAAUAACACACUGCAGAGUGACAUUCUAACCGCAUCAUCCUUACAGCUGUUAUGGAACCGACUCAAAUACUCCAGGAUCUGCUCCAGAAUUUUGCAGCUCCGUGUAGGGGCGGAAGGAGAGUCAUCCGAAGAUCGCCUUGAUAGAGCCGUGGUGCUAUCAACAGCGCUAGAAGAAUGGUACAAGUCAGUUGAAACAAGCCAGAUGAUGCUCUCACUAGACCAUAGUGAUAUUACGCCCGUUAAGCUCCGAAUAUCCUCUCAGUAUUAUGAGGCUCGGUUCCAGUUGACAAGUAUAAGCCUACCAGACCCACACACUUCUUUUCCUGUAGGGUCUAAGGAGCGUAGGAAAUUGCUUAAACCGUCAAUCAGGGAGAUAAUCAUGUUGUCUAGCACAAUACCGUCCGAACACCUACUCCAAGACUACAAUUGUUUGUUCAUCAACACGCUUGCUUUGUGCUUUCUUGCACUAGACGUUCUCUCAGAAUCAGGCCCGGACUGUGAGAGGGAGAAUCAAGCUUUACUUAGCAUUGUUGUCGGAUUUUUCGCUAGGAUGAGUAUCGCAUUGCCGCAAAGCGCUGUCUUUGAGGAAGUAUCUAGUUUAGUCGAGAUUCUUGCAUACCGCUGA
Molecule: messenger RNA, 1896 nt
Organism: Bipolaris sorokiniana ND90Pr
Lineage: Eukaryota; Fungi; Ascomycota; Dothideomycetes; Pleosporales; Pleosporaceae
Exons: 10
Coding region: 1-1896 (631 amino acids)
Source: RefSeq, a predicted model, not a curated record